GACGUGUUCCCACGAGAAGUGGCUAGUAUAGCUAGCUGGGUAGAGCCGGGUAGUGACUAAGAGGCCAUAUCAGGAUGUCAGAAGGGGACAGUGUUGGAGAGUCAAUCCAUGGGAAACCAUCUGUAGUUGCUGCCUUUUUUACAGGGAUCGGACAGCUCUAUCAGACAUGGCUUGACAGAUCAACACCCUUCUAUGCAGUGCGAUGGGCGCUCACUUUACUACUUACUGCAAUCUACAUGAUCAGAGUGUACAUACUACAGGGUUGGUAUAUAGUAACAUACGCUUUGGGAAUCUACCACCUCAACCUGUUCAUUGCGUUUCUGUCGCCAAAAGUGGAUCCUUCAUUACUUGAUGAAGAUGAGGGCCCAUCCCUUCCGACCAAGCAGAACGAGGAGUUCCGCCCUUUCAUCAGGAGAUUGCCUGAAUUCAAAUUCUGGCACUCUGCGACAAAAGGCAUCGUCAUCGCCAUGAUUUGCACGUUUUUCGAGGCCUUUAACGUUCCAGUGUUCUGGCCAAUACUCGUAAUGUACUUCAUCAUGCUCUUUUGCAUCACCAUGAAGAGGCAGAUUAAGCAUAUGAUCAAGUACAGAUACCUGCCCUUCACACAUGGGAAGAGGACAUAUAAAGGCAAGGAAGACACAGGGAAAACUUUUGCUAGUUAGGAACUCCACCUCACCCUUGCCUCAGUCUCAUUUGAAACACAUUCAUCCCAGCUAAAAGGGAGUGAUGAAGAGUAGAGAUUAUUUUUCUUUCUUUUUUUUCUAAGAUGGACAGUAACAUUGAAACGUAACGUGAAAAUUAAAGUUUUGAUCCAUAAAUGACAGUGUUGGGUGAAAAUAUGAGCAUGGAUCAACAUAGUCAUUUGCUCAUUUUUUUUUUCUUUAAGAUUGGUUUGCAUUAGUAGUUAAAUGUUAAUUUUACCCUCUGCAUUUUAUUCAAUAAGAUAGAUGAAUGUUAUUUAAGGACGAACUAAACUAGAAUAUCAUUAAAGUCAAAUUUUCUCUUUUCUGAUUCUUUCUGAUGGUUGCUGUUUUAUCUCCCAUCUUAGUCUGCCAACUUUGAAUUAAUAUGUUCUUCCUGCUUAUUUGUAACACAUUCAGUUGUACAUUAUGAACAACACAAGUUUGUUUGCAAAAAUAUGUAAUUAGAUAUUAAAUUUGAUUAAAGGAAAAAAAAUCUUAAAGAAACAUUAAAUGUUUUGGAUCUCAGUAUCUGCUGCUUUCACAUACGUUUUUUAGAUGAAUAUCAAAUGAAGUUGCCUGGAAGUGUUUAGAAACAUUGGAUUUUAAUAUGCAUUCAUUUGUCUCAAAAAACAUUGAUGCGUGAAUUUUUCAGUUAAAAUGAUGUGGUUUUGGUUUGGUUUUAGGAGGGGUACAUUUGGUUGUGCAGGUUUUUUUUUUUUAUAAUUUGACUCUAAAAUAGACUAGGUGUUAAUGUUUAAUAUUAUUUUACUUUGUCUGGAGGCUCAAUAUUUAUGAAUGCAUAUUUCAAGGAAUCUCCUUUUGUCUGUUAUCUACAUUAAAUCUGCUGGUUUUAUGUUUAUAAGCUUUCAACAUUAAGCCUUCAAAUGGGAAAUUUUCAUAACUUUACUACAUAACUCUUUGACUUUCAUUAUUCUUUAUAUUUAAAAAAAAAAAAAGGACAGUUUUCCUCCAAAGUG
Molecule: messenger RNA, 1660 nt
Organism: Cyprinodon variegatus (sheepshead minnow)
Lineage: Eukaryota; Metazoa; Chordata; Actinopteri; Cyprinodontiformes; Cyprinodontidae
Gene: rer1
Product: retention in endoplasmic reticulum sorting receptor 1
Exons: 7
Coding region: 75-662 (195 amino acids)
Biological process (GO): retrograde vesicle-mediated transport, Golgi to endoplasmic reticulum; protein retention in ER lumen
Cellular component (GO): Golgi membrane
Source: RefSeq, a predicted model, not a curated record